AUGUCUCUCUUCGAAGUUCCAGGAUGGAGCGUAGGUGCUGCGCCUGUUGCCCCGCAAAGCAAGAAGCGCAAGCGCCCCUCUAAAAAGGAGAAGGAGGUCGACGAGGUCGACGAAGCUCAGAUGAUCAAGGCGGCACAGAAAAACAUCGAGAAGCUCAUGCAGUCGCUUGGAACUACCUCAGAUGCGCUGGACGUUGAAGAUGACCCAAAACCGAGCAAGAAGAAGCGCACGGGGAAAGAGAGGAAGGAGACAGAGGCAGCGGCGGAGCCAGAGAGGGGGCGGGGACCAGAGCGCGACGGGAAGAAGAUCAGAGAACAGAAGGCAGAGAGCAAGAGCAAGCAGGUUACGAAGGGGUCCAAGGCAGACGCGUCGGCGGGAGUACCUGAGGAGAAGGCAGCACCGACGCAGAAGAAGCAGAAAGCGAAGCAAAAAGACAAGCAGAAGGCCAAGCACGCCGACCCCACUGCAGUCAACCCAGCAGCGGGUUCGUCCGCAGAAGUUCCCAACCAUCCCGUGUCUCCAAAAUCUCGUGACUCUGAGCAGCCCAAGCCGAAGAAGUCGAGCAAGUCCAGUAAUGCCGAGAAGCCGCAGGGCCUCACGCCGCUGCAGGCAACCAUGAAGAAAAGUCUGGACGGUGCUCGGUUCCGGUUGAUCAACGAAACACUGUACAAGUCGGAUAGCACAAAGGCACACGAACUUAUGCGCUCAGAUCCCGCUGUUUUCGCCGAUUACCACACCGGCUUCCGCCACCAGGUGGAAUCAUGGCCCACGAACCCAGUGUCGCACUACAUCUCGACGCUUUCUUCGUAUCCGAAAAAGACGGUCAUUGCAGAUCUUGGGUGUGGCGACGCUGCCCUCGCACGCGCUCUACUUCCGAAGGGGUUUACAGUUUUGUCGUUCGACCUGGUUUCGGAUAGCGCAUAUGUGAUCGAGGCGGACACAUGCGACCGCGUUCCCUUACCUGGGUCCGAAGGACCACCCGAGGAGUCCGCAGACGACGCUAGCGACGAACAAGUUGGCGAAGGCCAAGUGGUGGACGUCGUUGUCUGUGCCCUCAGUCUCAUGGGGACGAACUGGCCUGGCUGCAUCCGCGAGGCCUGGCGGAUACUGAAAGCUGGCGGUGAGCUCAAGGUCGCUGAGGUCGCUAGUCGGUUCUCCAGCGUGGACGAGUUCACAUCCUUCGUCUGCUCAUUUGGGUUCACGCUCAAGUCCAAGGACGACCGGAACACGCACUUCACGCUUUUUGAGUUCGAGAAGGCAUCCCGUAAGCUGAAGAGCGAGAAAGAGUGGAAGAAGCUGAUGGCACGUGGGGCCAUCCUCAAACCUUGUGAAUACAAGCGGCGGUAGGGGGCUACACUCGUACCCUACAUAGAGUUAUGCGCAAUGUUGAGCCCGUGAUGGUGCUUCUAUCUAGCGUCGUGGUAGCGUGUCCAAU
Messenger RNA from Trametes versicolor FP-101664 SS1, 1435 nucleotides. Its product is annotated as 25S rRNA (adenine645-N1)-methyltransferase. The transcript is spliced from 6 exons. The record is from RefSeq and is a predicted model, not a curated record. Gene Ontology annotation, molecular function: rRNA (adenine) methyltransferase activity. Gene Ontology annotation, biological process: rRNA methylation; ribosomal large subunit biogenesis. Lineage: Eukaryota; Fungi; Basidiomycota; Agaricomycetes; Polyporales; Polyporaceae. The coding region runs from base 1 to 1347 and encodes 448 amino acids. Gene Ontology annotation, cellular component: nucleolus.